CCGCCCUUUACUGAAACCUGUUUAGUGUACAACUCUUAGAUCUCAUCAAAAUGGAUUGGGAUCGUAAUAGGAGGUUUGAUGAUCACCGGGGCGGAGAGAGUUAUCGGCCAGCAAACUCCCGCAGCUAUUUUCGUCGAAGUCGGUCACCACAGCGAAACCGAUCUCCUCGCCUGUUUGCUGAUACAUGGGUACCGUCCACGACUCGCACGUAUGGACGUGUUCGGAGUCGUUCUCCCCCGGGGUUUAGGCGUCGUUCUUCUCGAAGUCCCUCGCCUUAUAGCAGGGAUCCUGGUCUUUCUUCAUAUGCUAGAUCGAGCCCCCCCUUACGCCGAUUUUCUCCUCGACGAGACGGGAGACCCAGAUCACCUCGCCAAACCUCGUGGCGCCCAAGGUCUCCGUAUAAUGAAGGCCGUCCCCGUAAUACUUCAUGGAGCCGGCCCCCGUCCAAAAGGCCUCGGGACCCCUCGCCCGUUCAUCAAGAUUCCAGGUUCUCGAGGAAUGAAAGGUCGUCUAUUCCUGAUCACUAUGUCAGAUACAGUCCGUCCUCAAGACAGCCUCCCGUGCGAGACAAUGGGCCUCGUGCAUCGGCAAUAUCUCGGUCUCGGAGUCCGUAUCGGGGAGUGCAGAGGGAGCGCCACUUGGAUGGUUUACUGAACCAGAGGAGACGGUCGCCAUCCCCUAGAAGAGUCCCAUCUGUCCAUGCUUCGGCCCCUGGUUCUCAUUCCAAUUCGAGACUUUCAUCACCCUCGGUCGACAGAGUCAGUGCGACUCAGCUGGACUCAACAGACCGAUCGCCCGCCCACCCCACCCACGAUCGGCGUUCGUCCAAACCCCCGGAUCAAGACCGUGUAGUCCCCGCGCCUUAUAAGUUGGGCAAGGACGACACCAACCCAAGGCUUACAGCGUCAGAGCAACACCCACAUAUGUCGAGUAAUGAUACUGAUUUUGGCGAUAUUGGAGUGUCUCGGCUCAGCGAUGUUCAUGAAAGGGAUCCUCGACUGGACAACGCACUUUCCCCCAGUAUCCCCAGUCACCCCAGGGCCUUUCCUUCAUUGCAAAGUCAAUCCCCACCUUCUGGACCGUCGCAUGGCCCCAAACACCAGUUUUCCCAUCACCGUGGCAUAAAUCUAUCUCUACUGUCAGCGCCGACCCGUCCUCGAGGGGGUGCAGGUUUCAAGGAAGGCAGUUGGGCUGGUGGAUCUGCUCGCCGUGGCCCUGCCUCUACUAUGCCUUACGGUCCUCCUACUGGCCCACGCAAUAUCAAUGGCCCGCAGAAUCAGGGAGCUGAAAUCAUUCGUCAGAACACUUACCGGCAGGGCAGCAAUGCUGGGGUUCUUAAUCACCCUCGUGCUCCGCGGUAUAUGAACCAUUUAUCGAGUUCUUGCUCCAUAAUUCCUGGGGGCCGGAUUAUUUCCUCCAGUUUAGAUGUCUCUAUCGAGAAGCGCCUCUCCCAAUUAGAUUCCGACCAGGAUCGGCUUCUCGAGCAGAAUACAGACAGCCAAAGUCUGAAAAGGCUAGGGACCAGAGAUUGGGAUAGGUUUGACCGAGAAAGCUCAAUCUGUGCUUUAAAAAGCGAUUUGGCAGAGGGGCAUCUACAGCGCCUAGCAGAUGGUGGUUGUGUCCAGGCAGGAACUUUGUUUUAGUAUCACAAAUAUUCGAAAGAGUUACAAGAAUUAAUUUGAACGUUGAUGAC
Messenger RNA from Aspergillus candidus, 1693 nucleotides. RefSeq lists its product as uncharacterized. Bases 51 to 1643 code for a protein of 530 amino acids. The record is from RefSeq and is a predicted model, not a curated record. The transcript is spliced from 2 exons. NCBI's taxonomy places the organism in Eukaryota, Fungi, Ascomycota, Eurotiomycetes, Eurotiales, Aspergillaceae.